Messenger RNA from Saprolegnia parasitica CBS 223.65, 291 nucleotides. RefSeq lists its product as hypothetical. The record is from RefSeq and is a predicted model, not a curated record. Lineage: Eukaryota; Oomycota; Saprolegniomycetes; Saprolegniales; Saprolegniaceae. The transcript is spliced from 2 exons. The coding region runs from base 1 to 291 and encodes 96 amino acids.
AUGUCAUUGGCACCCACACGAUGGCGACGCACUUGUACCGAGACAUGGUUUCUCUUCGACGACCCGCCACGGACCUCAAGGACAAUCACGACGAUGUGCUACAGCUUGUCAGCCGCUGCUGGUCCCACCCACUCUUGGAAUGGCAGUCGCACCUCGAGACUGCUCAACUGCGGUCGCCCGGUGGUGCGGAGCUGCAGCUACUCUCAGCAAUGGGAUCGAUCCUCGCGACGCGCACGCUUUUUCUACCACGGGCAGUACGCAUUUUCCAGUCGCUUCAAGCAGCCGGAAUAG